Messenger RNA from Prorocentrum cordatum, 3606 nucleotides. Lineage: Eukaryota; Dinophyceae; Prorocentrales; Prorocentraceae. The record is from the annotation of a GenBank genome assembly.
GGCCAGAAUUUCGGAUACAGCAAGAAGUACGCAGAUAACUACGAGAAAGUGUUCGGAACCGGCCGCAUGACGGCAGACAAGGACAAGGCCCACCCUGGCGGAGAGAUCGAGUUCGGCGAUGGCCCCCUGGGCAUGGAGAUCGAGUGGUCUGCGCCACCGGUUGUCACGAGGGUGUUCCCCGGUGGUGCCGCGCAGAGGGCUGGAGUGGAGGAGGGUCAGGCGAUUGUCCGCAUAGGCGGCGAGGACAUGGCGCUGCCGCUGCCGGAGCUGGAGGUUGAGGAUCUCAUGGCGAAGCGGCCGCUGUUCAUGCAACUUGUCCCUGCCCGCGCAGCUGACAUGCUCGACAGAUCGUCACCACAGCGGCGGCGGGAAGAAGACGUUGUACGGCAGCUGGGAGUGGUGAGGCUGCCUGGAGCACUGAGCGUGGCGCUGGCGGAGGAGCUGGCGCGGUUUGUGCAGGCUGAGCGCGCCCGCAGCGAGGCCGCGGCGGGAGCCGACCCCUCGCGGGAGGCGGAGCUCUUCUCGGGCGUGCGGGCGCCGGGCGCGGCGCGGGAGCGUUGGGACCUGCGGUUGCCGCUGGAGGGGCCCCCGCGCGCGGCGCUCGAGGAGCUGCUUGGGCUGCCGAGCGCGCCAGGCGCGCCAGGGCUCGGCUGCGCGUUCGAGGCGCUGGCUGGCGCGGGCGCCGAGCUGUGGGAGCUGGGCGCGGUGGUGACCGAGCCGGGCGCCGCCGCGCAGCAGGUGCACGCGGACGCGCCCGCGCGAUGCCUGUACACGGCCUUCGUGGCGCUGCAAGACGUCUCGGAAGACAUGGGGCCCACCACGUUCUUCCCGGGCACCAACGCCGCGGCGGCGCACAGGAUGUUCGGGCAGGACCCCGCCGGCUUCCUGCGGUCCCGCGAGCCCCACGCCGCGCUGCUCCACGCUGGGGACGCGGUGCUAUACGACAGCAUGGUGCUCCACCACGGGGGCGCGAAUACCUCGGACAAGGUGCGCAUGCUCUUGUACGUCACCUUCAGGGCCGAGGGCGCGGACCCCCGGGCGCUGGGCGUGGAGCAGCACUCGAUCAGAGGCGCCUGGCGCGCGUGCGGCGCGCCUGGGGAGUGCUGGCGCGCGGCCGCGACGCGCCGUCGCGGGGGCACGGCCGCCGCGGACGUGGAGCCCGCUGGGCCCGACGCUGUCUACUGGCUCAUCGGCGAGGACGCACAGGCCUUCUUCAGGAACACGCUCGGGCGGCGGUGGCGCCUGCGGCGGAACGGGGGCCUCCGCCGCCUCCGCUUCUCCGUGGCGGACGCGCUGGGGCUCCUGAGUGACUUCGACCCGUGGACGGCCCGCGCGCAGCACACCCAGAGGAUGUGGCAGUACGGCUCUGCACGGUCGGUGUUCCUGAAGGGCGAGCAGGGUGGCAGGCCUCUGCGAUUCUGGAGCGCCUCUAUGUGCCGCUGCCUGCACGGCUCUUACGAGGACGUGGCCGACGAGGCACAGGUCGCUAAGUUCGUGGGGGAGCGCGACCUCUCCACUGCCGAGGCCUUCAGGGACAGGGGGGACCACUGGACGUUCGUAUUCAACCAGGUGCAGGGCGCGAGCCCUGAGAUUCAGGAUCUGCACCAUGCACUGUGGGCACUGUUAGGGAUUUCUGGUGGCGUGAAUGCCUACCUCACACCCCCGUUCGCUACAGGAAAGGCGGCGCACGUGGACGAGCACGACGUCUUCGUUGUGCAGCAGCACGGGGAGAAGAUAUGGUCCCUGUUCCAGGACGACAUGCGCACGCUCCUGCACGAAGCCACGCUGGCGCCCGGGGACGUGCUCUACCUGCCACAGGGCGUGGCCCACCAGGCACGAAACGAGGGCAGCGAGCCAUCGCUGCAUUUGUCCAUCAGCGUAUCGCGUUCGCCUCUCACAGGAGCUGGCCUGCUGGGCGCGUGCUCCGAACUGCGGGGCGCCAGAAGUCGCGUAGCGCGCGAGGCUGCGCAGCGCGCAGAGUGGCGGCGCCAGCGCAUCGCAGCCAAUUUGGCCCACGGUGGCCCUUGGGGCGCCCUGGCGCAGCUGCCGACGCUCGCUGGCGGCCCGCUGCGGCCUUUGCUGAUCGCGCUCGACCAAGAUGACCUGCCGCGCGGCGUGCGGGCAGAGGCGCUGAGUGGCGCGCUACUGGCCCUGGCGCGGGGGGUGCUGGCGGCGGCGCGCACCGACCCUGGUGCGGCUCCUGGCACUGCCCCAGCCGUCUGCGGGGACCGUGGGGCCGGCGUGGACCUUGCCUCCCUGGAGCUCGGUGCGCUGGCGCAGUCGGAGGGCGCCGAACACGAGGUGCUCGCGUCCUUCUGGGCCUGGCGCGAGCACCUGUUCGAGGAACACUACAUGGUCCACAUGCCGGCGUCGCUCCCCGAGGGCCCCGGGGCCGAGGCCCUGAGCGACCCCGGCGGCUCCCGCUGGCGUCGGCGCGCGGCCGCGGCCGCGCUGCUUGCGCCGGACGGGGCGCUGCUUCUGAACGGCUACCGGCUCUUGGGGCUGGGGGCCGGGAUGCUGGAGUUAAGUCCCCGCGGUGCGAUGCCCGGCGAUGUUGUGUGGCAGUGCAUGCACCAUAACUGCCUGUGCAACAUCGGGCCCUCCAUGCUCGCCAGCGACCUGGCGAACCUGGGCACGGAGGCCCGGAGGGUGAUCGACGCGGGUGCCGACUCCAUCCAUUUGGACAUCAUGGAUGGUAAUUUCGCGCCGAACAUUUCCUGGGGCCCGCCUGUCGUUGCCAGCCUCCGCAAGAGCGUGCCGCCGGAGGUUUUUUUCGAUUGCCACAUGAUGGUUGCCAACCCGCUGCAGUGGAUAGAGCCCAUCAGGGACGCUGGUGGCAACCAGUACACCUUCCACAUUGAGGCGGCCGGCGAGGCCGAGGGCGCGGCCGCCGAGGUCUGCAAGGCCGUCCGGGCCGCGGGCAUGAAGGUGGGCGUGGCGCUGAAGCCGGGGACGCCCUACAGCGUGGUAGCGCCCUUUGUGGCCCUGGUGGACAUGGUGCUUGUCAUGACGGUGGAGCCUGGCUUCGGCGGCCAAUCCUUCAUGCCCAACAUGAUGCCCAAGGUGCUCGAGAUUAGGACCGCGCACCCCACGCUGGACAUCCAGGUGGACGGCGGCCUCUCGCCGAGCACCGUGGAUGCGGCCGCCAAGGCCGGCGCCAACAUGAUCGUGGCGGGGUCGUCCGUCUUCAAGCCCGGCGUCGACCCCAAGGUCCCCAUCGGUGCCAUGCGCGCGAGCGUGGAGACCCACGGUAACGGCAGGAAGCCGGAGGAGCAGCAGGCGUGCCGCGAGCGGGUCGGGCGAGCCGCGGACGGCGGGGGUGCCAUGGGGAACGUGUUCAGCGCGUGCUUCGAGAAGAAGUUCGACGGGCAGCCCAACGAGGGGCAAUGGUGCCAGAAGAAGGCGACCAAGGCCGGGAAUAGGUUCUGCCAGGCCGUCAUCGCGAUGAUCUUGAAUGGCGUAGUGAUGUUCAACACCUGCCAGCAGAAGGCGACCAUGGCUGGGAACAGUCUCGGCAAAGUCGUCAUCGUCAAGAAUGUUGUGGUGCACAAGACCUUCCAGAAGAAGGCGACGAAGGCAAUCGGGCCUGUGGCUUCCAGUGCGUGA